AUGGCCAUCCCCAGUAGAGUUGUGCAAAAGGGGAUGAAUGUAACAAUCCAGUGUAAAUUUGUGAAAGAUCAAGUCACGUUCUGUUUAUCUAACCGUAGCAAGAUAAAGGUGGAGAAGAAAGCUAAUGGACGUGUUGCAAACUUUAACAUCAAUCCAAUGGAGGAUGAUAUUCAAGAGUAUUACUGUCUUACCGUGCACAGAACACUUGAAAAUAAAGUAUCUUAUGAUAAUGCUUCCACUGUUCUUCAAUUAUUGAUCAUAG
Molecule: messenger RNA, 262 nt
Organism: Pelobates cultripes (western spadefoot toad)
Lineage: Eukaryota; Metazoa; Chordata; Amphibia; Anura; Pelobatidae
Source: the annotation of a GenBank genome assembly